UUUUUUUUUUUUUUUGCCCGAAGGGGCGGAGGGGGGUGGGCGGUAUUGGAGCUGGCGAGACCCGAACUCGAAAUUUCAUUGCGUUUGGUUUUUGGUUUUUUGGUUUUUAAAUUUAAUUUUUUUAGGAAACCGUGUGCGUGCGGUAAGGGAGGGGGAAGCUUCGUCAAGGUCAUUCCGUGGAUUUUAAAUUUCUUCUGGAUCUGUUCUUUCCGCGCGACUCCCCCCACCCCGCCCUCCCCCCUCGGGGAGCCCUUUCUCUCUCCAUAGCGCUUGGAUUAUAUUUAUCUUCAUCUCACCCUUCUGGAUUGGAAGAGGCUAAAAACCGGGGGGGCUCUAUAGAAUAAGUGGCUUUUCCCCCUUCUUUUUUAAAGACACCCCCCCUUUGAACAUUUUUAGGGGGUGGAAUAUUUUUUUUUGAAAGGGGGGGGGCUUGUUUUGGAAAUGGAUGGGAAAAUCAGACAGAGCAGGAAAUCCCGGUCUCAACGGGACCGUGUCCGGCGAAGGGAUCCGAAUGGCAGAGACCGCCCCAAUCAAAGUCCUUCUUCGGCCUCCGAAAGGGAACCCAGCCCGGGCAAGGAAAAUACAAGCCAAAACUGCCCCGAUCCUAAAAGCCAGGCUUCUGCAGCCAGGAAUGUCAGACCUCCGAGGCGGCGGAGGCGAGAAUCCAGCUCCCAGGAAGAGGAUUUAAUUGAUGGAUUUGCCAUUGCCAGCUUCAGCAGCAUGGAAGCUUUGGAGAAGGACAUGUCGUUGAAGCCUCAGGAAAGAAAGGAAAAAUGGGAAAGACAUCCAGGGAAGAAACCUCGAGAAUCCGAAAACUGCAUGUCAGCUGAGCCCAGUGAAAAUGGCCAUAAUAAUGAUGCUGGGAGCUCAGGGAGAGAGACGGAUCUCGGCAAGGAGAGGGUGAAGAAGAAAAUCCUCCUGAAAGUCCACAAGCAGAUGAAGGCCCCCCCGAACCGCAGUAGCCGAAACAGCGAAGACGACAGCCUCCGAGAGGCCACGAGCUCCCAGCGAAGCAGCUCCAGGGAUUGCCUCAGCGAUAGUUCCGCUCAGUCGCUUUCUGGAAAAGGCUAUUCGUGUGACAGCGAAAGUGAAAUUGACGAUAAGAACUCAGCGAACCUGGAGCUGCCUCGUAUCAGGAGUGCCUUGGUAGCAGGCAAGGCUUCUGAAGGCUCAGAGAAGCUCUUCUCGCCUGCAGCGGCUAAAGGUCCAGCUUCGAAUGACAAGGCCGAAGUGAAAACAGCAAGCAUCCCAAAGGUUUCCGGGCUGGAGCGCAGCCAGGAACUGAGCACUGACGUGCCCUUUGUGCUACCGAUCCACAGCCCCCAGCCACCCGCUGCUGUAGUGACUUCAACCUCCUCCGCGCCCACGUCGAGCGCCCGGGCGAGCCCGCUGUUGAAGAAAGAGCCAUUGAUCACACCACCAGCACCCCCGAGGCUCACCCCUCAGCCCCAGCCUCGGCCUCAGUCACAACCUCAGCCUCGGCCUCAGUCUCACCCACAGCUGCUGCCUGAGCUUCGAACGCAACCUCCAAGCCACAUCCCCCCUCCUCUUAAUUACCAAGUGCAUCACCAGGUGGCCCACAACGGACUCAAUAACAUCAGCAGAAGCAGCAGCGCCAGCAGUGCCACAAGCAUUAGCCUCCCAAAGCAUCUUCCCCUCUCCCCCCAAAUCCCUCCCCAUCACUCCUCCGGUCCGGCUUUGCCCCUCUCUAUCUCUAACCUCGCUGCCUCGCAUUUCCCUCUCAGAUCGCAGUCCCAACACCAGCACCAUCCGGCCAUGUUUGCCACCCCUCCUACGCUGCCACCUCCUCCAGCGUUACCUACCAACAGCCUUGUGAUCCCAGGUCACCCUGCAGAUCACGAGCUGCUCAGGCAAGAGCUGAACAAUCGGUUUUUGGUUCAGAGUUGGGACAGGGCCGGUGCUGCUCUUGGCCCGGUGCCACUGCUGAGGGCGGAGUUCCACCAGCAUCAGCAUACCCACCAGCACCAACACACCCACCAGCACACAUUCACUCCUUUUCCACCCGGUUUGCCCCAGAUGCCGCCCACCGCACCGCCCCUGGUGCGUACCCCUGCCCAAAAUUUCGACAAGUAUGCUCCCAAACUCGAUAAUCCUUAUUUUCGACAUUCCAACUUUUUUCCAAGCUACCCUCCAGCCAUGCCCGGAAUGCCACCGAUGCUUCCGCAUUCAGGUCCCUUCGGGUCUCUUCAGGGAGCUUUUCAGCCGAAGACUUCAAAUCCAAUUGAUGUAGCAAGCAGGCCUGGCGCAGUACACCACACUCUUCUGCAAAAGACACCAGGGGUGUCUGACCCAUACCGGCCUCCAGUACGAGUAAGUAAGAAGCCUGGCAAGUGGUGUGCCGUUCAUGUCCAGAUUGCCUGGCAGAUCUACCAUCACCAGCAGAAGAUAAAGUACCUCCUGUGGAAUAUGGAGUGUUAUCCUGUUCAGAGUGAAAUGAGCGGUACGGUGAAGGACAUUUUACAAAACAUAGAGCAGCAAAUGCAGCUGGAUCCUCACAAGUUAGAAAUCGGGGGGAAACUUGACCUGUUCAGCAGACCUCCUGCCCCUGGGAUGUUUCCAGGGUUCCAUUAUCCUCAGGAUCUUGCCCGGCCUCUGUUUUCCACCACAGGUUCCGCCCAUCCCGCCACCACGCCGUUUGGACCAUCGCCUCACCACAGCAGCUUCCUGCCUACUAGCCACCUGGCAGGUAGGUAUCCAUUUAGCAGGUCAAGCACCUUCAGCGGCCUUGGGACCUUAGGCAGCAAUGCCUUUGGAGGAUUAGGCAGUCAUACUCUGAGUCACAACAGCAUUUUUGCCCACAAAGAAGGGCCAAACAUCCAGAGCUUUAACAAUCCACACGAGCCAUGGAACAGACUCCACCGGACACCACCAUCGUUCCCGACCCCCCCUCAGUGGCCCAAACCCGGUGACUCUGAGCGGAGCUCCUCAGUGACGAAUCACGACAGAGACCGAGAGUCAGAGAAGAGGGAACUUUCUGCAAGCAAAGAGGACAGAGAUAAAGAGAGGGAUCUUUUGGAUAAAAACAGGCAUUCAAACAGAUCCUCACCAGCUUCGGCUCCAGUGACUCACCAGAUCAGCAACCUCAUCCGUAGCAACAGCCUAACCUCCAGCGAUCCCGCCAGACAAGUAGGACUUGGUGACAGAGAAAGGUCUAAAGAACCAGAGAGAGACAUUCCCGACCGACUGAGGGAUCCUCCUCCAAUCGUGGAGCACAAGAUCAAAGAAAGUCGCUCUCCAGUGAAGGAACCGCCAAGCCAUGAUAAGAGAUCCUCAGAGGACAACACAAAGCCAGUAAUUCAGUCUGUAUCUCCCUACAGCAAACCUGCACUGAGCGAGAGCUUGAAACUCAGCAAUCUAAUGAACAAGGACAUUGAAAGAAAGCCAGAGCUUCCAGCUGACCUUCAGAAGAUAAAGAACGACAUCAAGGUCAAAGAGGAGCGCAAGGAGGAUGGGGACGUGUUGGUAGUGAGCUCUGAACCUUCACAGCAUUCCAGAACUGUUGAGCACCCACCGCCACCUUCCUUGCAUGGAUUACCCUUGCCCCAUACAAUGGCAGCCACAAUGCCUAUCUCCAUGGGCAGCGUCCAUCAGAUGAACAAUAUGAAUGUCCUGGACCGAAGCAGAAUGAUGACCCCAUUAAUGGGCAUGAAUCCCUUGUCGGGCAGAGAGAGGCUGCCCCAUCCCGGGUUUUCUUGGGAUCCAGUGAGGGAUCCCUUACGAGAUGCCUAUCGGAGCUUAGACCUGCACCGUCGAAUGGACUUCCAGCUCCGAGCAGAUCCCAUCCACAGGUUCCCCACCACUUCUGGAUUCUACGACCAUGAGCGUUCUUACCGAGACAGAGAGCCCCACGACUAUAACCACGAGAACCUUCUUGAAGCGCGGCGUGAGCAGGAGCGGCUCCGACAAGUGGAGGAGAGGGAGCGGUUGCACUUACGGGAAGAACUGGAGCGUGCCAGGAUGCAGCACUUGCACCCAUCCCCUAUCGAAAGUCACUUGGCACACGUGCCAUCCUUCAUGCCUCAUCUCGGUGGGAUGCAUUACCCCAGACUCAGCCCCUCUGCAGCCAUGCACAAUGGAAUCCUAAAUAGGAACCCACCUACAGCCGCUUUGAGUGCCCCGCCCCCUUUGGUACCAGCCAGUAGUACAAGACCUUCCUCUCCCCGCCGGACUACUCCACUCACAAACUCAGAAUCAAGAGACUAUUCUCCUUCUAGGAACCCCAAAGAAGUUGAGGCGCGAUAAUCUCUAACAGGAUGAAUUUUAAAACUCACCUGUAAAUAUAAGAAGAGGGGAGGAAAAAAAAUACCUUUUAAAAAUGCACUGCUGUAAACUUUUUUUAAAAAAGAAAAGACUGUAAAAUUUGUAGAAAUUAAGCACAGUUCCAUAAAUAAUUUGGGGGUGGGACAGGGGAAGGGUUCUAGGCUACAAACCUGCCAACCAAGAUGGUUGUUGAAAAUGGAAAUUUAAUAUAUAGGUCUUGAUUUUUUUUGUUUUGUUUUUGUUGGGUUUCUUUCUUUCUUUUUCUUUCUUUUUUUUUGCUUCUGUGCUGAGUUAAAUUACCAAGUUUGUACAUUUUUCCCAAAUGUGAGAAACGUUUUUAAUGAAUUUGUAUUUUUUUAAAUUUUCUGCUCUUUAUUCACUUAAAAAAAAGCAUUUGUUUUGAGCUUAAAUUUAAUGGCCUCAGAUCCUUAAGUAAAACAAAAGCCACCCAGGGUUUCUUAAAGUAUUAUUUAUGGAAAUAUUGCAGUUUCUUACAGUCCACUGUGAGGCUCCCAAAUCGAGGCCGCUCACUUCUCUUGGUACUUUGGAACUGAAGUUACAGAUAUAUAUUAAAAUAAUAAUAAUAAUAAUGUACAAAACCUAUGUUUGUUUUUUGCCUUAUAUUAUGAAGAAAUGAGAAUUUUUUUGACUUCUUGUUUUAAACGACAACAACAAAAAGAAAACGAUAUGUAAAUAUUCUGUUAAUAUAAAUGUACACCAAUAUUGAAUUCUUAACAUAGGUAGACUUUAUAAAAAAUGGUUUCUAGAACCAC
Molecule: messenger RNA, 5054 nt
Organism: Heteronotia binoei (common prickly gecko)
Lineage: Eukaryota; Metazoa; Chordata; Lepidosauria; Squamata; Gekkonidae
Gene: FBRSL1
Product: fibrosin like 1
Exons: 21
Coding region: 442-4263 (1273 amino acids)
Source: RefSeq, a predicted model, not a curated record